Molecule: messenger RNA, 933 nt
Organism: Ochotona curzoniae (black-lipped pika)
Lineage: Eukaryota; Metazoa; Chordata; Mammalia; Lagomorpha; Ochotonidae
Product: olfactory receptor 10J1-like
Exons: 1
Coding region: 1-933 (310 amino acids)
Biological process (GO): G protein-coupled receptor signaling pathway
Cellular component (GO): membrane
Molecular function (GO): G protein-coupled receptor activity; olfactory receptor activity
Source: RefSeq, a predicted model, not a curated record
AUGAAGAGAGAAAACCACACAGUAGUGAGUGCAUUUGUUUUUCAGGGUUUUUCCAGUUUUCAUGAACACAAACUUACUCUCUUCGUGGUAUUUCUUACUUUGUAUAUUUUAACCCUGGCUGGCAAUGUCAUCAUUGUGACGAUUAUCAGCAUUGAUCGUCACCUUCAUACUCCUAUGUACUUCUUCCUUACUGUUCUUUCCAUUUCAGAGACUCUGUACACGUUGGUCAUUGUACCACGAAUGCUCUCCAGCCUGGUAGGUCUCAGCCAACCCAUCUCCUUGGCAGGCUGCGCCACCCAGAUGUUCUUGUUUAUUACUCUUGCUAUCAACAACUGCUUCCUGCUCACAGCAAUGGGGUACGACCGCUAUGUGGCCAUCUGCAAUCCUUUGAGGUAUAUGGUUAUAAUGAACCACAGGGUGUGUGCCCAGCUUACAUCAAGUGCUUGCUGUAUCGGGUUGCUUGUGGCCAUAAUACAGAUUUCGUCUGUAUUCAGGUCGCCAUUUUGUGAUAGAGAAAUAACCCAUUAUUUUUGUGACAUCCGCCCAGUUAUGAAGCUUUCCUGUGCUGAUACAACUGUACAUGACAUAAUUAAUUUUGUCAUUAGUUCAUUGGUAAUUGUUGUGCCUAUGGGCCUGGUUCUCAUCUCCUACAUCCUCAUCGUCUCCACCAUUCUGAAGAUUGCUUCUGCGGAGGGUCGAAAGAAAGCUUUUGCAACUUGUGCUUCCCAUCUCACUGUGGUCAUUAUCCACUACGGCUGUGCCUCCAUUGCCUACCUUAAACCCAAGUCGGAGAACACCAGGGAUCAGGACCAGCUGAUUUCAGUAACAUACACUGUGUUUACUCCGCUCCUUAAUCCUGUUGUGUACACGUUGCGGAAUAAGGAGGUCAAAGACGCCUUUCGUCGUGUUAUUGGCAAGAAACCUCUUGCCUAG